GAACUUUAAAUUCUCCGAAAUAACCCCACUCACACACUAACAUAGUUACUGACAGUGCCAGAGAGAGAAAGACGUGUGAAGUGUGAGUGAAGAAGCUCUUGAUGUUUUCUCUUGCAACCUCUGAAUCUGAUUUAAAACAUUGCAUUGUGCUAUAGCAUGCAGCCUGCAACUCAUCCACGACCAUGACCAUGAGAACUCCCCUUGACGGCUGCUUUGUAGAGUCCAACUGCUGCUGUGCUGCUAUAGCAUCCUAUCAAUAACCUUGGGUAGGCUUCAGUUGUGCUAUUUAACAGUGUAGGGCACUGCGUGUUUACGAAAUAAUAAGUUUGUAUAAUUACUGUAAUUAAUAUCAGUAUGGGUGAGGAAGAACCAGCGAAUGAAGUUUCCAAGACUGAUUCAAAUGGAAAGAGCUUGCAGGAGAAAACUUUGGAUGAAACUACUGAGAAAAAGGACUUGGAAACUGAUGGAGGAAAAGUCUUGGAGAACAAUGGAAUCAAAGAGAAUAUUGUAAAAGAAAUUGAAGAUAAGAAAGCUGAUGGUGUGGAAAAGGUAGAAGAGGACAAGAAAAUUGUUGUUGUGAAAGAAGCAAAAGAGGAUAAGAAAGAAGAUGGGGUGAAAGAAGCUAAAGAGGAUAAGAUAGAAGAAGGGGUGGAAGAAGUAAAAAAGGAUAACAAAGAAGAUGGAGUGGAAGAAGCAAAAGAGGAUACGAAAGAAUAUGGGGUUGAAGAAGUAAAGGAGGAUAAAAAAGAUGGGGUGGAAGCAGUAAAUGAGGAUAAGAAACAAGAUAGGGUGGAAGAAGUAGAAGAGGAUAAGGAAGUUGAUGGUGUGAAAGAAGUCAUAGAGGAUAAGGAAGUUGAUGAUGUGAAAGAAGUCAAGGAGGAUAAGGAAAUUGAUGGUGUGAAAGAAGUAGUAGAAGAUAAAAAAGGUGAUGAGUUGAAAGAAAUAGAAGAGGAUAAGAAAGAUGAUCAUAUAUCUGAGACUGAUAAAAUGGAUGAAGACACCAAGGUUAAGGAAACAAUUAAAGGUAAACAAGAAAAUGAAAAAGUGCAAGCUGAGAAACCAGAAGUAGAUGCUAUGGAAGUAGAGGGUGGCAUUCAGGAGGAGGAGAGCGAUGAAAAGGAGAAAAAAGACGUGGCGAUGGAGGAGGAUGAAGAUGAGGAUAAGGAUAAUAUUGAUAAGUCAAAAGAAGAAGAGAAGGCAGAAGAUAGUAAGGGUAAGAAAGGAUCAAAAAAACGUGGGAUAGGGAAGAUCGAUGGGGAGAAAGUGAAAGAAAAAAGAAAGGAACCAAAGAAAACAGAGCCAAGGACUCCUACUAUUGAACGCCCUGUGCGGGAAAGGAAGUCAGUGGAGAGGUUGGUAGCAUCAAUUGAUAAAGAUGCAACCAAAGAAUUUCUCAUUGAAAAGGGUCGUGGUACACCUUUAAAAAAUAUACCAAAUGUGGCAUUUAAGUUAUCUAGAAGGAAGACUGAAGAUACGUUCAAAUUGCUCCAUACAAUUCUCUUUGGAAGGAGAGGAAAGGCAGUUGAGAUCAAGAGUAAUAUAUCAAGGUUUUCUGGUUUCGUGUGGCGUGACAAUGAGGAAAAGCAAAGGAUUAAAGUAAAAGAAAAACUUGACAAGUGUAAUAAAGAGAAGUUACUGGAAUUCUGUGAUGUGCUUGACAUAACAAUUAACAAGGCAACAUCAAGGAAGGAAGAUAUUAUUGCUAAGCUUAUAGAUUUUUUAGUUGCCCCUCAUGCAACCACAACUGUGUUACUUGCGGAAAAAGACAAGCCCAGUAAGGGAACAAAGCGCAAGCGUGUUGUAAAACGGGGUUCAUCAAGAUCUGCGACAACUUCAAGACGUUCUGUGAAGAGUCAGAAGAAAAAUGAAGAUUCUUCAGUAGUGCGGAGAAAGAGUACAAGUGACGCAGAAGAUGAGUCAGAGGAAGAAGAGAGAGAUGAAGAAAAUGAGGAGGAAAAUGAAAAUGGUGUUCCUAACAAAUCUGAGGAUGAAACACCAGAGAAAUCUGAAAGUGAAGACAAAAGUGAUUCUGGGAGUGAAUCUGAAGAUACAAAAGAAAAGAAAAAACCUUCUAAAACAUCAUCCACUAAGAAAGAAUCUGCUAAGAAAAGUAAAAUUGAGAAAAUUACAGUUGCAACUAAAACUCGAUCACCACAUAAAAGAACACCUAAGAAAGCAUCAUUCAACCUCUCAAAGUCUGAUGAUGACAGUGAUGAAAGUCCAAAUCCAAAGGUCUUUUCAAGGAAGAAGAAAAAUGAGAAAGGAGGAAAGCAUAAGACUGAUGAUGAUAGUGAUGAAAGUCCAAAUCCAAAGGUAUUUUCAAGGAAGAAGAAAAAUGAGAAAGGAGGAAAGCAGAAGAUUGAUGAUGAUAGUGAUGAAAGUCCAAAUCCAAAGGUCUUUUCAAGGAAGAAAAAUGAGAAAGGAGGAAAGCAGAAGAGGUCAACACCAACAAAGUCUACAUCCAAAGAGAAAACUGCAGAAAAAGUCACUAAAGGAAAAGGCAAGAAGAAAGAGAAGUCAAGCCCUAGUGAUAAUCAGUUACGUGAUGCGAUAUGUAAAAUUCUUAAAGAAGUUGACUUCAAUACGGCAACAUUUACUGACAUUCUGAAGCAACUUGCUAAGCAAUUUGAUAUGGAUCUCACUCCUAAAAAGGCAUCUAUAAAGCUGAUGAUUCAGGAAGAACUGACAAAACUAGCUGAUGAAGCAGAUGACGAGGAGGACGGAGAAGAGGAUGCUGAGAAAGAUGAAGCCCCAUCUACAGGCCAGGAGGUUAAAGCCUGAUUGAGGAGUAGACCUGACUGCUUAGCAAUGCAUACUAUAACCCUUGUUAUGCAUGCUUCAUCUGUACACUUUGUUGGGUGGAAGUGGCUGUAACUUAUUCUUAGCAUCCAUCCAAUCUGAAGAAACUUGUAUUUUGUCAAUUUAAGCUUUUGGUGGGCUGCCAGUGUGCAGCUUUUUGUUUACAUACACCUCAACAAAAUCUGUAGGGUUUUAUACUGUUCGUGAAUAGUGCUGACCACAUCUACAGCUGUUUCAACAAUCUGUCUAGUUAAAUAAAUAUUUUACCUUUGUAGUUGUCUCCUUUCUGUGCAUGUUGAGUUUUUGAU
Molecule: messenger RNA, 3107 nt
Organism: Glycine soja
Lineage: Eukaryota; Viridiplantae; Streptophyta; Magnoliopsida; Fabales; Fabaceae
Product: DNA ligase 1-like
Exons: 13
Coding region: 355-2781 (808 amino acids)
Biological process (GO): regulation of double-strand break repair; chromatin organization
Cellular component (GO): nucleus
Molecular function (GO): DNA binding; histone binding
Source: RefSeq, a predicted model, not a curated record